Molecule: messenger RNA, 1226 nt
Organism: Zingiber officinale
Lineage: Eukaryota; Viridiplantae; Streptophyta; Magnoliopsida; Zingiberales; Zingiberaceae
Product: peptidyl-prolyl cis-trans isomerase CYP21-1-like
Exons: 7
Coding region: 294-938 (214 amino acids)
Biological process (GO): protein folding; protein peptidyl-prolyl isomerization
Cellular component (GO): intracellular membrane-bounded organelle
Molecular function (GO): peptidyl-prolyl cis-trans isomerase activity
Source: RefSeq, a predicted model, not a curated record
AGAGGGACAGAGUGUCGAAUCCGAUGAGGCAAGCGACUCGAGUCGAGCGUGCCACGGAACGAGCGAUCACCGACAAAUCGCAUCGGAUUUCCACUCGAGGGGGAGCGAAACAAUGGCGACGGAAGAAGAAACUGUAGAUCAGUAGAUCUUUAGUUAGUCGUUGAAGCCUUCAACUGUGGGGGUGGGAGAUUCUAGGGCAGGGCCGUCGCGGAGUGGAUAUCAAUCGGAGAGGAAAACGCUAGCGACGAAGGUUUGCGGAGAGUAGGGUGGGCGGUGGCGAACUGAGAGCGGCGAUGAUCCGGAAUACCGUCAUCGCGUUUGUCUUCCUCGCCUUCAUUCUUCUCGGGGUUUCCAUCAUCAACAAGGAGGCAAGAUUUAAGGUGGAAAAAGAACCUGAAAUUACUCAUAGAGUUUUCUUGGAUGUUGAUAUUGAUGGCCAACAUUUAGGUAGGAUUGUCAUAGGAUUAUAUGGUGAAGUGGUGCCAAAAACUGCAGACAAUUUCAGAGCUCUAUGCACAGGCGAAAAGAAAAAUGGAACUGGUGGAAGAAAUCUUUAUUACAAGGGAACCAAAUUCCAUCGCAUUGUAUCAGGGUUUGUUAUUCAAGGCGGUGACGUCACUAAUAGUCAUGGUAAGGGCAGUGAAUCUAUAUAUGGUGGUACUUUCCCUGAUGAGAACUUUUCAGUCAAGCAUUCACGAGCAGGUAUUGUCUCUAUGGUGAACUCAGGGCCUGAUUCAAAUGGAUCACAGUUCUUCAUAACUACUGUCAAGGCAAGCUGGUUGGACGGGGAGCAUGUAGCCUUUGGUAGGGCUAUUCAAGGUAUAGAUACAGUCUUUGCGAUCGAGGGAGGAGCUGGAACAUACAACGGGAAGCCAAGGAAGAAAGUUACCAUUGUCGAUUCAGGAGAAAUACCAAAGGACCAAUGGGUAGAUGAAUGAUGAGUUGUGUCUAUUUGUACUUCCUCGCUGACUAAAGCUUUACCUUUCCUAUGGUACUACUUCGAAGACUUGGACCUCUUAGAUCCUUCUCGCUGAUAGUUGGUAUACAUCAACACCCACCUUCCUGUUCUACCAAUGUCAAUAGUUGGUAUACUUCGACAUCUGAAUGUUUUUUUGUUUUGUUUUGUUUUAUUUUUUCGGAAUUACUUGUCAUCAAGCCCAUUUUCAACUGAUUGUGAGAAGAAUUUAAAGCUGCAUAAAUACUUUACAAGUUGGGGAGUUGAUUUA